This is a messenger RNA of Phycodurus eques (leafy seadragon), 1945 nucleotides long. RefSeq names its product insulin receptor substrate 2-B-like. Gene Ontology annotation, biological process: insulin receptor signaling pathway. Lineage: Eukaryota; Metazoa; Chordata; Actinopteri; Syngnathiformes; Syngnathidae. Gene Ontology annotation, molecular function: phosphatidylinositol 3-kinase binding; insulin receptor binding. Gene Ontology annotation, cellular component: plasma membrane; cytosol. The record is from RefSeq and is a predicted model, not a curated record. The transcript has 7 exons. The coding region runs from base 159 to 1715 and encodes 518 amino acids.
GCGCUCUGUUACACCUGGCCACAGUUCAGACAUGGUGGUGGAAAAAGUCACUGUAAAAGUCCUUCUUUGACCUCUACACGUAGCCGCAAAUGACACCCAAACGAAGACAUUUAUAGAUGUAAUGUUCGUAACUGUUCAAGUCAGGGUUCACUCUGGAUAUGACGGAGAUGGUUGACGGCUACAACAGGAGGGCCGCCGGCCCGGAGCAAACGCUCAUGGCGACAGAACCCUCUUGCGAUGAUUGUCAGACCCAGAUAAGAGGUGGUGAGGUGGGCCAUCACGUUGGGGUGCAGGUGACUCCCUUUGAUUGGUACGAGGAAUUCUUCUGCAGCAGUCACGCUUCCGUCCGUCUGCUCAGUGCCCUCGCGACCUCCUCUGGGCAGCGCAGUGAUGUGGUGAAACAAGGUUACCUGGGCAAGCUCGAGCGGAGUCACAGACGAUAUUUUGUCCUCAGAGCAGGAAGUCACACCGGGCCGAGUCGACUUGAGUGGUACAAGUCGGAGGAGAAGUUUGCAGCAAUGGAGAAGUCGUCUGGAAAAGCUACGCUGUUUGGGCCGAGGAAGCAAGGGGUGAUUUUCCUAAGGUGCUGCAUUGGAGUGGGCUGCCUGGGUAGUUCCAGGAAAGGCCUCACGGUGGCACUCUAUGCUCAGGACCAGACGAUGGUGCUGGUGGCGGAGGACCAGAGGGAUCAAGAAGCGUGGUACCUGUCCAUCAAGAAAAUGAUGGAGGAGCGCAGUGAUGAAGAUCAAGCGUGUGAUGAUGAGGACGACGGGUAUUGCACGCUGCCACCCGCGGCCUUCUUCAAAGAGGUUUGGCCUGUGUCAGUGAAGGCUGGUCUCGGCUUGGGCCGCUCAAAGACUUUGGCAGGUGAGCUCCGCCUCUGCCUCACCGCGACCUCGCUCAUCCUGAUCCCAGUGGGCGCGUGCCCCGAUUUGCCCUCCGUUACGAUUCCUUUGCCGGGCAUCCGUCGUUUUGGCCACUUGGACGGCUCCUUUUUUCUGGAGCUCGGCCGGACGGCGCCGAUCGGCCCUGGGGAGAUCUGGUUUGAAGCGAGAGACCAAGCACAGCACAUUCACGAAGUGGUUCGGGACACGGUGCGCGCACUGCGGGCGCUCCCGGAUUUCGGCCGGUCCCCGACCUCCAACCACAAUCAGCUCCUGGCCCCCAAACGCUGCAGACCCAAAUACAGACAGAAGAAAAACCCCGACGUCCAGACGCCGUGCCAACAAGCCGACGCAACAGAACCUCAGUCUCCGCUCAGCCUACGUAGCCUCGCCUCGCCUGUGCACGACCGCUACAUGGACAUGAGCAGGCGGCCCGGAGGUGACGGAUGCACUAUGGGGGGUGAGGCGGAAGGCGGCGGUUACGUGAUGAUGUCACCGCAGGUCAGCCGCACCUCUUGUGCGCUGCCUCAAGAUGCUUAUGUUGCCAUGUCAAGUCCACAAAAACACGACCGGCCAGCCUCCGUUUCCCCUGGGGGAGGAGUCAACAGAUGUUCUCCUCGUCAAGCCACCGACGGGUCGCGGCGUACUUCGAGUUACGACGAACGACUGCCGCUGCCGUUUGGGUUCCCUUGGUCUCCCAAAGAACGUACAGAUCCUCCCGGACCGAUGACUCCCUUUGUCCAAUCUAGUCGCCUCCAAGCAGGAGAUCGGCUCGCUGUUCGAUCUCGACUCUCCUCGUGUCUGCCGUCAUGUCUGCGAGCUUACGACUGAUCAAGAACACUGGUUUGUAAGCGUUGUCAAUGUGGGCUGAUCCGGCAUGUUUUAAAGCCGGUGCAGCCGUGGGAUGUCGGACCCCGAACGUGAAGACGGUCACGUUUCACUUAUUGCUUGCACAAGAGUGCAAAACAGUUUCUCACCACCAGGAUGUGGCUUUCACUGAAAGAUGUUUCACGGUUCAUGUUCCACUGUUGUAUGAAUGAAUAAAAGUCACUUGAAUGCAA